UCUCCCCGGUUAGUGGCGUUUUCAGUCGCCAUAUUGGAUUUGAACAGUGAACCAGUCUGUCUUCUCGGUGGAAAAUUCGCAAAAUUAUCAAUUUAUCCGAGAUAUUUUCGUUAUGGAUGAACAUCCUUUACAGAAUUACCGAUCUGAACCCAGUCCGAUGAAUCUUACACAGACACAAUUAUCACAAAUGAGACCCGAUGCACAUCAACAGAUACACAAUUUAACCUAUGGACAAGAUUUGCGCGAGAACGUGGGCGCCUCGCGAGAUACACAUAAGAAAAAAGAACCAGAGGACGAAACUGAAGAAGAAGAAGAAGAAGAAGAAGAAGAAGAAGAAGAUGAUACUGGAAAGGAAACUGGAAGCGAACAAGAUGAAAAGGUCUGCAACGACGAAGAAAAGGAGAACUUUAAAGGAAAAAUAUUUGAACUGGCAGAGACAUCUUUGUUCUGGAAUGUAAAACUUUUAUGCUCAGAUGGCAUACUGUAUCAAAAUAAGCUGACCGUCGGUCUGGUUUUUUCUUGUUUAAAAUCAGCUGAUAUAUUUACCUUGCAGGCGGAGCCUGAACUAAUUAUGUCAGAAUUUACAAAAGCAGAAGUCCAAUUUUUGAUCCAGGAGGAGUUUAAGAAGAUGUACUUGCUACAGAAAGAGAAAGAGGAGAAGGCAGCGAAGGAAGAGAAAGAGAAGGAGGAGGAAGAAGAGGAAGAUCUUGAAGAUCUUGAAGAUCUUGAAGAACUUGAAGAACUGGAAGAUCUUGAUUAUGAGGAGAGGCCAAGAAUAAGGGAAAGGAAGAAAAGAGGGCGUCCUAAGGGGUCUUCCAAUAGGAAAAAAAUUAAAAUGGAACCUGAUAACUGGAAAGGGGAUUUAGACGAUUUUCCCGAUUAUGAUGACAGUAACGAUUUAGACUGUGACCUGAAAGUUAAAGAUGAAGAGCAGACGGGAACAACCAGAUCACAGAAUUUCAAAUUUCCAAUAAACUUUGAUAUCAAGUUAGCCAAUGAGAAGUUUAAUAAAUUAUUGGACGAAGUUAGACAAAACUCAGAAAAGCUUUCCUCUACAAGAGACAAAAAAGACAGGUGGAAAUGUUCACUCUGCGGUCUAGUUUGUUCAAAUCUUGCUGUUCAUAUUGGUAGGAAUCAUGCUGAACAGGACUUUUCGUGCUCACAGUGUGAUGUUAGAGUUGGGUCCGAGUAUUUACUAAAACUUCAUGAAAAAACUCACAUGUACGAGGCUAAGCCCUGCAGAAUCUGCGGUAAAAACGUGAAAGAUAUGAAGAAUCAUAUGAUACAACUUCAUCAAGGGGAGAGCAAAAACAAGAUACAGUGUUCUCAGUGCCCGAAGGUGUAUGUUAAAAAUGCUGAAUUCCAGAGACAUUUUAAUUCCGCCCAUCUGGGAAUUAAAGGACAGUGCCCCAUUUGUCACAAAGAGCUCCUGCCAAACAAAAUAACCAGUCAUAUUAAGAUGGUCCAUGAGAAAGUAAAAAAUCAUUUCUGCAGCAGUUGCGGGAAAGGGUUCUAUGACAAGCGGGAUAUGGAACUUCACAUACAGAGAAUACAUUUAGGAACCAAGGAGCUGUGUAUUGAGUGUGGGAAAGAGUUAAGCGCUGGACAACUGAAAAACCAUAUCAAGAAAUGUCACAGCGGUGAAAAUCUCAAGGUGAUUUGUCCAGUGUGCGGUAAGAAAGUUGGCUAUUUGGACGAACACAUGAGAUCUGUUCAUAAAAAGGAGAAAAACCACCAGUGCCCACUGUGCCCUCUGAAGUGUUACAAACGAAACACGCUCAAGCGCCAUCUUGAAUGGCACGAGAAAGGAAAACUGACUGUAAACGGUACACCGAAAAAACCGCGGAUUUUGAAGAGGGACAAAAAGGAUUCGCCGCCUGAGCGAGAGGAACAACAGCCUCAGAUAUCUGGUAUCCAUUCUGGACAGAUAGUGAUGAGUGAGCCUCCCCUUGGUUUCCCUCCUGCACCCCCCUCAUUUACUGAUCAUGCCAGUAUUAUGAACCUUGCUAACUUCUACAGGGGCCAUUCAAUGUAGGUCUUUGAUGUAUUGCACUUGCAGAAGCGCACAAAUAUGAAAAUAUAUUGUGCACAGACGACAUUAUCCAGCUGACAGUGAAUAGUGAAUUUGUCGAUUAUUGACAAAAAUUCCUCCUGAUAUAGUUGACAAAUCAUUGGAAAGAUUUUGUUGUAUUUUAUAAUGUUAUUUGAUAAAGACAGUACAGUACCUCAUUGAGUCGGUUUAUUACGAGAGUAUUGACUGUAGGGCUGGGCGUCGUUCCUGGGUAAUUAUCGUUAUUUCACGGGAACGAACGGAACGGAACUAACUAUCAUAAAAAAGCAGGAAUCCUGGGGAAAAAUCAUUCUUUUACGUGAACGAAUUGACCGGAACUAACGAUUAUCAAAAAGGAGGAAACGCCCAACCCGUUCCUGGGGAAGGAUCAUUCUUUUACGGGAAAGGACGGAAAGUGACGAACGAU
Molecule: messenger RNA, 2477 nt
Organism: Eurytemora carolleeae
Lineage: Eukaryota; Metazoa; Arthropoda; Copepoda; Calanoida; Temoridae
Product: GDNF-inducible zinc finger protein 1
Exons: 18
Coding region: 113-2035 (640 amino acids)
Biological process (GO): regulation of DNA-templated transcription
Molecular function (GO): DNA-binding transcription factor activity, RNA polymerase II-specific; RNA polymerase II cis-regulatory region sequence-specific DNA binding
Source: RefSeq, a predicted model, not a curated record